Capronia epimyces CBS 606.96 is the source of this 4056-nucleotide messenger RNA. RefSeq lists its product as uncharacterized. Gene Ontology annotation, cellular component: trans-Golgi network. The transcript has 3 exons. The record is from RefSeq and is a predicted model, not a curated record. NCBI's taxonomy places the organism in Eukaryota, Fungi, Ascomycota, Eurotiomycetes, Chaetothyriales, Herpotrichiellaceae. The coding region runs from base 1 to 4056 and encodes 1351 amino acids.
AUGGGAUAUAACCCUUUUCUACCCACCGCUGGCGCGAGAGUCAACGUCUUAUGCGUCCCAGCUGGUCGAGUCGCGCCUGGCCGCUUUCAGAAGCUUAUCAGCUUGUUGCAGACCGCCGCGGUCGUCAAGCUCAAACUUGAGGAAUCUUUAAAAUUCCCCGAAGAUGGCUCGUAUGCGUCCUCCAACGAAGAGAAGUGUAUCUUCUACGAUAUCUCGGCAACCCGAGAUUCUGGACGACCGCACCUGUUCCCGCUUGAAACGAACAGUCGAUGCCAGAUUCUGCUAGGGCUCAUCGACGGCGAAAGGGUUGAAGAUGCCGUGGAUAACACUUCCGACGUCUUGUCCGAUCUUGAUACCACCAAAACUACCUUUACCCAACAACUGCCGCCUCACCCGGGCGUUCUUGUCCGUCGACUGAUCUACUGCGGCAAGGAAAGGCCUGCAUCACUCGAUCCUGAUAUCCUCUUCAUGUCAGAUGCCGAUAGCACCGAGGUUGCACGUGAUGUCAUGACCAAAAUAUCAAGACUACUUAUGAGCGGAGUGGCUGCAUUUAUGGAAGACCUCAAGGAUCAGCCAAUUAGUAUGGUGCCUGGUGCUAGUUCCCAGACCCUCGCGCGGACUGGUAACACACCAAUACCCUCGAGCGCCAGCCCUGUUUCAACGCCAGGGAAGUCACCAGGACCUGUGCCUCCUUCACCUGAGACACAAAUACAGAGUGAUACCUCAAGAGGGCGCUUUAAGAUCAUACAGGGCAUGUAUCAUCUCCAGUGCGGACUCUGGAGUGAUGCCCUAGACUUACUUUCUGACGGCGCCUCCAUUGCCCAAAACGGCCAUGAUCACCUUUGGCACGGAAAGGCGUUGGAGAGCCUUCUUUUGUGCAUGUUACUCUUUUCCUGGACUGGUUCAGCUUUCACGGUCCCUCAGGUAUGCCGUUUUCUACCCAAUAGGAAUGGUAACUUCCAGACAGAUGUCUCGUCAACAGCCGGCGAUUCACGAAAGGCCUUAGCUCGGUUGAUGCCGCCAAUCGUUGAGACUGUCCUCGAGCUCUACGAUAAGGUGUCAAAUCUAGAUCUCGGAGGGUCAUUACAAGAUGUCCUAAGAGAAUCCCGCGUCAGAAAUGUGAAUAUACUGGUCUUCGUCAAAAGAUCUGGUGGUGUCUUGACCAGAGACUGCCUUGACCAAUUGGUUCGAGGCCAAACCAAAACGCAACUCGACUUGGUGGACUCUGACGGGGAGACUGUUGCAAUAUCAAAGGCUGGUCUGGCCAACAUCUUGAUUGAGACACUUCAGGUAUCGCAGUCAAGCAAUGAUUUGACUCACUCUACCAGCAUGUUAGUCGCGGUGGUUAGCAGCCUUUCCAUCUUGGGGCUGGAUCGGAAACACGCGUUCUACCUCAAGCAAUUGAUGCAAAAGUUCAUCUCCAAGCUGAUUGAAGCAAGGAAGGUCGGCGCUUCUGAAGCUGGGAUCCAUCCUGCAGCCGGACUUCCGCCUGUUAGCCAUGCACUCCACGGGAUCAUCCCAGAAAUGGCCAUAGGUAUGAGGACGAUGCUGAGUCUUGCAGCCGGGGCAUAUGGAGUACCGUUACCCUCAUUUCCUCCAUCGAGACAAUUCCUGCUAGCAGAUAUCAAUGACAUCGUUGGGAAACUCCAAAUAUGGGUUGCCGAGCAUAGCUCUGGGGACUUGUUCCUGAAGCUAGAUAUGCUGAGGACAUGUGUCAGCGUUUGUGAAGCUUUGCCGGAUGUACCUGCAGGCGUCUACCUCACGUCCACCAUUCUGCGCGCCGCAAAGCAAGUCAUCACACUGCCGAAACAACCCAGCACUACUCCUCCAUUGAUAUCGGCGGAGGAGCAAUCCCGCUUAUUGGACAAUAUCAGACGUGGAGUAUCAGCGGCCUCUAGGUUGGGUGCUCCAGGCUGCCGUGCUGAGUACUGGGACGAUUUUCUCGUUCGAGAUGUUCAAGUGUUUGAACGAGACGACUCCUCCAAACUAAUCCCACAUAAACCCAGUGACCUUUCCGUCCGAGGGAGUGGCCUCACUGAGACCAUUCGAGACCCCUUCAUUUACAAUCCUUUCUCGAAACCAAAAUCUGCGGUUACCGCUCCUGUCCUGGUGGCGGGGCAAUUGGCCACUUUUGCCGUACUUCUCCAGAACCCGCUGGAGGUGGAGGUUGAGGUUGAAGAUAUUGCUUUGGUUACAAAAGGCUGUGGCUUCGUCCCGUCACACCAUAGUGUUGUUUUGGGCCCUGUGUCGAUGCAAACGUUUACCUUGAGCGGCAUGCCGACAGAAGAGGGUGAUCUGGAAGUGGUUGGCUGCAGAGCCAGAAUCCGGAAUUGCUACGACCAAGAAUUCCUGGUCUUCCGCGAGGAUUGGCACUUACCAAUGAAUACCAAGCAGAGUGCCGCAGGCAGAGUCCGUCUUAGGACGAGUCGAACAGCAGAUGCUAGCGAAGAAACUGGGAAGCUCAUCUCUGUCCAGUUCAACUUACCGACAGCCACUACCCUUCAGCUGAAAGUCGUCAGCGCUCAGCCACGAAUUGCGGUCAAGUCCAAUACGCUCGGAAGUUCGGCGAUUAUGUUACUCGAAGGGGAGAGUAGAGUGUUUGAUCUGGACCUGAUCAACGAGGGUACCGAUGUACCCGCGGAUUUUAUCCUGGUCGCCGCCGAAGAUUCUGUCAGUUCAAGGCUACAGGAGGCGCUCUCGAAUAAAGAUCUGAGUGCCGCUGAACUGUAUGAGAUCCAGAAUCAGUUGGCAGUCACUCCAGCCGUCGACAUCAAGAAAAAGGGGCUGGACGAGUCGGUCAAGAUCCUCGAACCUGGUCAGACCAUUACCUACGAAGUCACAAUUGUUGGCCGGCCGGGGCUGGUCAGCGCUACUGUACAAGCAGAUUACGCAUACCUUGGAUCACCUUCGGCAGAGGUGAAGGGUACUUUCUACACCCGACAGGUCCGUUUUCCAAUUGCCAUCACUGUGAACGGAAGUGUCGAGAUACCGCGAUGCAACAUCCUAUCCGUUCAUAGCGACUUCGCCUGGGAGUCUGGCGCUGCAUCUAAUGGCGAGGAGGAUUCAUUAGGGCCGGUCCAGACCCGAAGCACUGGCGUCUCCAAACUCUCACAUUGGUUAAGGACCCGAUAUGACGCCGGCGAAUGUUGCAUGCUAUCGCUGGAUCUACGCAAUGUCUGGCCACAACCUCUCAGUAUCGAUAUCCAAGCUCGAAAGCCAAAGUCAGACUUGACUCUCACACAAGGGCCGCCGCCAGAGGCGUAUACAGUUAUUGAAACAUUGCAGCCUGGCCACGUCACCCGGGUUGUGCUGCUAGUCCCACUGCUAUUCAUCGAAAAUCCUCACGCCCAGAUACCGAAUCUCGAGAUGCAAAAGCAGUUUGUGGUAGCGACGUCCAAGCUGAGUGCCGAGGCGGAAGCAGUAAGCAGAGAGUCGUUCUGGUACCGGGAAGAGCUUCUCAAAUGCGUACGAGGCACGUGGAAGGAAGAAAGCUCGGGGAGACAUGGGGAGAUUGAUCUUCGAAAGGGAAUAAGGCUAAGCCCACGGAUGGUAGAUGUGCUCAAGAUGGACCACGUCGAUUUCGAAUACAUCCUCGAGCCAUGUGAUGAGGAAGCCGAGGAAGUGGAAAGCGAUGCGUACGGGGCUGUGAAACAAAUCGGAAAAUCGCAUUUCAUCCUCAAGUCUGAAAGGUUCGCGACCUUGUCAGUCAAGGUACACAACCACACCCAGGAUACUCUCCCACUCUUGCUUCGACUUCAGCCCGCACUUCGGCAUCAGCCGCACAAUAUAGCACUGGAUCUAUCCAGACGAUUCGCGUGGUCCGGGGUCCUGCAGCGCGCCUUACAGCCUGCGAUCGAACCGGGUGGCACAGGCUUGGCCGAGCUGGGCAUCAUAGCGCUAGUCCAAGGUGAAUACGAGAUCACUGCAUCAGUCGAGGAGAUUAAGGCACACCGCCUUCCCAGGGCUGCGAAGACGGGCGAUGCUACAGGCGCAGUCUCUGAAAGGAGGAUCUGGCAUGCGCGAUCGCCAUGUGUGAUCGACGCUGUGGCAGAAUAA